Molecule: messenger RNA, 1842 nt
Organism: Aspergillus mulundensis
Lineage: Eukaryota; Fungi; Ascomycota; Eurotiomycetes; Eurotiales; Aspergillaceae
Product: Zn(II)2Cys6 transcription factor domain-containing protein
Exons: 2
Coding region: 1-1842 (613 amino acids)
Biological process (GO): regulation of DNA-templated transcription
Molecular function (GO): zinc ion binding; DNA-binding transcription factor activity, RNA polymerase II-specific
Source: RefSeq, a predicted model, not a curated record
AUGACAACGAAAGCACCCGCGACCUCGCGUCGCCCCGUCGGGUUCGGCCCGCUGAAGUCACGGCGGGGGUGCAAAACCUGCAAAGCUCGAAAGAUAAAAUGCGGGGAGGAGAAGCCAUUCUGUUUGCGGUGCACCAAGACGGGUCGAGAUUGCCAGUACACCGACACAGCGUAUGGGACCUUUUCGUCAGCGUCUGCAGCAACCACUAGCACGACCGUCGCGGCUACUUUUGCCUUGUCUCCAACACCUAACAGGGCAUGGCGCGAGCGACGUGCGUUUGCGUAUUACUCCCAGCAUGCGGCGCCUAUCCUUGGCGGACUAGACGCCGAGUUCUGGGGGACGAUUGUACCUAGGAUAUGCCAUAGCGAACCGGCCGUUUGGGACGCGAUCAUCUCGAUUAGUUCCUUAUUCGAGAACUACACGCCCUCAAAAUCCAUCACGAUGCACCAAGAUGCGCUGGGUUGGUAUUUGCGUUCUGUGUCGGCCGUCCGCCAGCAAAUUGAGCGUGGCGUCACGGACGUCUUCGUCGGCUUGAUCAGUUGCGUGCUGUUCAUCUGCAUCGAGGCUCUGCAAGGUAGCGCACAGGAAGCCAUACGGCUCUAUCACCAGGGGACACAGCUUGCUCUGGCGUUACGGGACCAGAUAGUAACCGGGACUGUCCCUGCAUCAAAAGGGUUAUUACUGGAAGAUACGAUUGUGCCUAUUUUUGCGCGCUUGAGUGUCCUAGCCGAUAACCAGUCCAAAGCCACAGCGGCCGUGUUACUUCGGGAGAUAGACCGGUUGUUAACGCCCGGACUGAGGUUUGCUUCGCUCAAGGCCGCUCGCGAAGCCAUAUUCGUCCUGACGGCCGAGACGCAGUUGUUCCAAGCAGCAUGCGAAGAACAUCACGAUUCAACAAACGAGUUCUAUGUUCCUGAUCAAAUGAUGGCACAGCAACUAGCCAUCUUAUCACGGGUGCGGACCUGGCAGGAAGCUUUUACGGCCCUCACCAGCUCGCUCCAAGCUCGAUUAGACCCCAUGUCCCCUCAGGAAACGACCACCAUUGCUCUCCUCUCUACACAUUACCAGAUGCUCUACGUCAUCAUAGUAACGUGCAUCACGCGAUUCAAAAUAUCGACCGACUCCUGUCUCCAAAAUUUCCAGAUCAUUGUCGAGCAGUCUCGGAUCGCACUUGACGCCUCACUGCGCUCAAAUGGAACGCCGCCGCCGUUUACAUUCGACAUCGGUGUCGGAGUUCCACUUUGGUUCGCUGUUCUUCGAUGCGCAGAUCCGCUGAUCCGGCGCGAGGCGAUUGCGUUACUAGCCAAAUCGCCCCAGGUGCAGGGGUUCUAUCCGACCACGUUCGGUGUUAGUUUCGCGCAGGCCGUUAUUGACGUCGAGGAGAUGUUUGCCAGGGAUAUUGAUAUAGGCGCAACCAUGUCGCCCGCCGCUUGGACUCUGACGCCCGGAUCGGAAUCAAUAUCACUCAGUCCCUUGCCGAGUCCGCAGCACAGCCCGAGCAAUAGCAGCAACGGCUCUAUGCGCCAGGCCAGAAUAACAGCCUCGGACUCUGGAACUGGCUCAGUGAACCUGGAUCCCAAGCCACAUGCAGAUCUAGCAACGGUGAAUACGAGUAUGAACCCCGGUCUUAUCCUACCGAUCCCCGAGGAGGCGCGAAUCAAACCGUAUGGUGUGUUCAUCCCGCGGAAUGGGAUACCCCCGGGAACAAGGGAGGAAGAUGUGAAGAAAUGGAACGUUAGCUCCGAUACGCCGUUCCUGCAGUUCUCGCGGAAUAGGUUUGACCAUGAGAGUGGGCGGUGGAGGGUUGUUGAUGAGGUUGUUCCGGUUUCUAUUGAGAUGUAG